Messenger RNA from Lutra lutra (Eurasian river otter), 1533 nucleotides. RefSeq names its product COMM domain containing 8 (gene COMMD8). The coding region runs from base 68 to 619 and encodes 183 amino acids. The transcript has 5 exons. NCBI's taxonomy places the organism in Eukaryota, Metazoa, Chordata, Mammalia, Carnivora, Mustelidae. The record is from RefSeq and is a predicted model, not a curated record.
GGUUAGCCGUAGCUCUAAGGCGCGACCGGCCCGUGUCAUGUGACCGAGGUUUCUGCUCCGUACUAGGAUGGAGCCGGAAGAGGGGACGCCCUUGUGGCAGCUGCAGAAGCUUCCAGCCGAGCUGGGCCCGCAGCUUCUUCACAAAAUAAUUGAUGGCAUUUGUGGCCGAGCUUAUCCUCUCCAUCAGGAUUAUCACAGUUUUUGGGAUUCGACAGAAUGGAAGAAUGUUCUAGAAGAUAUUACCAAAUUUUUCAAAGCUGUAGUUGGUAAAAAUUUAUCUGAUGAAGAGAUAUUUCAGCAGUUGAAUCAGUUGAAUUCAUUUCAUCAACAAGCUGUCAUGAAAUGCUUAAAAAGUAGGAAAGAUGAAAUCAAGCAGGCUCUGUUAGAAGAAAUAGUUGAUAUUUCUUCUGCACAGCUACAGGAUUUUGAUUGGCAGUUAAAGCUUGCACUGUCUAGUGACAAGAUUGCUACUUUACAAAUGCCGCUUUUAAACCUUCAUCUGGACAUAAAAGAAAAUGGUGAAGUCAAACCAUAUUCUGUUGAAAUGAGUAAAGAAGAGCUGCAGAAUCUAAUAAAUUCCUUGGAAGCAGCUAAUAAGGUGGUCCUGCAGUUGAAAUAACUGGAAAUGGUGGAUACCAACACUAUCAGAUUCUACUGCUACCCCAGAUGCGGCCGAGUGAAUACUGUGUGUUCAGCGCACCUGCGCUAUACUGACUAUUUUGCUGUGCUGAGAAAGCAGCAGUGUUGGGAUUACAGAGAUAAAAAUGUAUCCGCUUCCCUAAAGAACAGGAAAUGACAUGGUUGACAGGAAAUGCAUAAAAAAAUGAGAGAUGAAAAAGCUGUGAUAGCAGUUUAUAUUUUCAUAAUGGCUGUUUUGCCUCGUUUAUUAAAUAUUUGAGAAAUCUUUAUAGAUAUACAGUUUUAUUGAAAGCUAAAAAUAGACUCUAAAGUAAUGUAAACAUACAAAGCACAAAUCUACUUGAAUGUUGCUUAAAGGAAUAUAUGAAUAGCAAGGAUGUGUAUUAUGGAUAUAUACGAUUAAUUUGUAAUAUUUUAAAAAUAACUUUUAAAGAAUGUAUAAGCUGCAUAUAUAACUCAGGAGAGUCCAUAUCUUUCUUCUAUUUCAAAGGAAAGAUUAUAAAAUGUAAAAUUUCAUAGAGAAAGAAGCUCCUCUUCAGACAUGAACAAGAAAAAAGUAAUUAAAUUUGCAUCAACAAUGAGUUUAUGAAUUCUAGAGAUUAAAAUCUUUUACCCGAGUGGGAAAAAAAAUGAAAGUAACACUGUUACUCCUGCAUUUCUGUGUCUGAUCGGGAGGGUAUGCUUUGAUAAAAAGAAUGGAUGUCGUUGUAUAGUGCAUAUAUAGCUAUCCAGAUGUCAGCCAAGAUUAAACAUAGGUCCAUUUUUGUGAUAGACUUUUAAUACUGAAGUUAAUAGUUUUGGGUGUUAACUUCACUGGAAAACAAACCAUUUUUAAUUGCAGUUAAUUUUAAAAACAGGCAUUCUGAACAAAUAAAAAAUGUCAUUUUAUUUUCA